This is a messenger RNA of Fopius arisanus, 534 nucleotides long. RefSeq names its product BBSome interacting protein 1 (gene BBIP1). The transcript has 3 exons. The record is from RefSeq and is a predicted model, not a curated record. Gene Ontology annotation, cellular component: BBSome. Bases 230 to 490 code for a protein of 86 amino acids. Lineage: Eukaryota; Metazoa; Arthropoda; Insecta; Hymenoptera; Braconidae. Gene Ontology annotation, biological process: cilium assembly; receptor localization to non-motile cilium.
CAAUACAUGGAUUUUGUUAAAAAAAAUUCGUGUCACCAAUUACUAAAAAAACAAGUAAUUGAAUGGAAUAAUUACUGGAUAAAGUGCAUUAAAAUUGCAUAAUCUCCGAAUAAUCCAAAUCGGUUCUAUUCUUAAAUUCUGCAAAAUUUAACGACAUGAAAACGAUUAGAAUAAAAACCUAAUUUCUAGUGCAAAUCGAGUGAUCGUACUUGCUUGAUAUUUCAAUAAGAUGUCAGAAGCAGAGUGUCCAUCCAGUACUGAAAUCGACGUAAUAAUACCAGAACAGGCAUUUCUGUAUGAAACAGAAACCCUCGAGUACAUCCUGUGCAAACCAAAAUUACUUCCACUGAAGUCAGUGUCACUUGAGAAAUUGGAGAAAAUGCAAAAAGAGGCCAAUGAGAAGAUAAAAGCUAACCGUGAAAUAGACCAGAGCACUGAGAGCAGAGACAAACCGUGUACCGACAAUGCAUGGAGAAAAAUCUUGUGGUAAAUUCGUCGAAUCAAAUUCUUGAAUCAAAUGGUACUGUUCCCUCG